AUACCAUCCUGGACCCCCAGAGCCCAGAAGAGGAAAGCCAUCUGCAGAAAAAUACUAUCCAAGUAUCUUCUUGGUUUCCCAUCCCCACCCAAAUCUCCCUCAUCUGUCUCUCUGCCUCGCUUAACUCGAAAUAGUUCAGGAGCUUAGCUUUAUGUACAAUCAUACAAGGAGCAGAGUAACUACCAUGGAAUUCAACUCCGCUCUUCUCCACCUUCCCAACUCUCUCCCCUCUUCCAUUACCUUUUCAGCAACUCUAUUAUCUCCCCCCGUCCACCUCCCCCGCCGCCAUUUAUGCACCCCUGAAGCUUACAUGCUUCUUCCACUGAUGGGCCGUCCCGCAAUGUUUAAUUCCUGCCCGCCUCUCCAUCAUCCUCAUCAUUGUCGUGGUGCUUAUGCCUCCCUCCUUCAACUGGGCUUCUCUGCCAACCCCCAUUUCUCUAUUUCCACACCCUCUUUUCUAUCUUCCCCUAUGGCUUUCGGCUCGGAUGCAAGUAGUGUAGACACUGAUGAUAUGUUCGAUGACUUGUUCAAAAAACAUGGAAAGGUAAUCUAUCGAAGUAGCGAUCACAAGUCUGCUGCAGCAGAGAUAGAUGAUGAUGCUGAAAGCUUGUCCUUUGCUGUUGCUGCAGCAAAAGUAGCAAGCGAGGUCAAGGCUGGUGACAUAAAGGUCCUCUUUGUCAAACCUCUAGUCUACUGGACUCGGUUUUUUAUUAUUGCCACGGCAUUUUCUCGGCCUCAGAUUGAUGCUAUUGGGACUAAAAUAAGAGACAUGGCUGAGAAUAAGUAUGGAAGAUUUGCUGCUGGGGACUUGAAAUCUUUUGGAAGAGGUCCUGCCGGGGAAUCAAAACCUAAUUCAUGGACGUUGUUGGACUUCGGAGAUGUUGUGGUGCAUAUAUUUCUUCCUCAGCAACGAGCCUUCUACAAUUUGGAAGAGUUCUAUGGUAAUGCAACGGUUAUUGAGCUACCUUUCCAAAGCUAACAACGAUGUUACAGUGAAGAGGCAACCGAUGAUGUUCCCAGGUUACGAAAUGAAUCAGAGAUUCUAAAAAUACCUGGCAAAUCAAGAGGUAGCAUGUCAUCUUUGCAUUGGCUAUUUUGGCUUCACCACAUUCUUGCGGAGCCUUUGGGAAAUUCAAGCCUUUCUGCUACUUCUGUUACUAGUAUUCCUUCAUGUAGAUGAGAUCCUUGGUUCAAGUUGAUUCAAAAUCGGUACCCAGAUAAUUCAAUCCAAGAGAGAAACUAAUUUUUAGA
This is a messenger RNA of Coffea eugenioides, 1251 nucleotides long. Its product is annotated as protein Iojap, chloroplastic. NCBI's taxonomy places the organism in Eukaryota, Viridiplantae, Streptophyta, Magnoliopsida, Gentianales, Rubiaceae. The record is from RefSeq and is a predicted model, not a curated record. Gene Ontology annotation, biological process: negative regulation of translation; negative regulation of ribosome biogenesis. The transcript has 5 exons. Gene Ontology annotation, molecular function: ribosomal large subunit binding. The coding region runs from base 152 to 979 and encodes 275 amino acids.